CUCCUCCGCCCCGGAGGUGUGAGCCGCUAAGGCAGGAGGAGAUGCGCCCCCAAGCACUGACACGUCGCUGAGGUGAAGACCAGUCAAGAGGAGUAUGGGAAGGCACAGGAAGAGGAACGUGACGGGUGAUGGCGUGCCUCACCCGCGGAAGGAGGAGAAACCGUCCGUCCCGGGCCGCAAGGAGAAGAAGAAGAAGACGUCGACCAUGGACAUCGGCAAGUUCCUAAUCAACGUGUCCAUCGGCUUGUGUGUGUUCAGCCUUGUCUGGUUCUUUUAUGCGCUGUACAUGCGUUCGUCCUUGGCCAGGAGAGUGGUCACCCUGCACCCCUCCCCGCGGGUCCUAGACACCAACAGCACAAGUGCUGGCGUGUCCCCUGAGAGGUUCUGGGGCUCCUACCGUCCUCAGGUGUACUUUGGAAUGAAAACACGAAGUCCAAGGUCUGUCGUCACAGGUCUGAUGUGGAUGCGUCAGUUUUCCGACGGGGACGUGAGUCUGCGGCACACGUGUGAGCAGAGCGACCGCCUGCCUGGCUACGGCUGGUUGAUGCACGACGGCCUCAGCUUUGGCGUGCAGGAGAUCCAUGACAGGGACUUCACCCUCACCACAGAGUUUGCCAAGCGAAUGGGCGGCAGUCACGGCGGCGACUGGACAUGGCGCGUCACAGCCAAGCAGCACAGCUCGGCCCCCUACCCUCCCGUCGUCUCGUUGAUGUUCUACGUGGCCACAGACACCCAGGGUUCCCUGCGCGCUCACGUGGAGGACAGGACACGCCUGAGCUCCGUCACCGGCACCUCCGAAGAACUGGGAAACUUCAAGAUCACGUUCCGCAGACCCACUGCCGGGGAGGCAGCCAGCGGCAAAUACGCCAGCUACAAUUACUUGCAGACGCUGAGCCCUGGUCUGGACAAGUUGACGGACAUAGUGAGGAGCAGCCUGAAUCCGCGCUUUGUUUUCAGCCCACCCUCCGGGGAGAAGAGGGUGUACAUUGCCGUGGAUACGUACAACCCCCCUCCUCAGCCGCAGCAGCAGAAGGACAGCCGCAUAGAGAGCGACUUUAUCGUGCACCAAGUUACCGUCCAGACGCCCUUCCAGAUCGAGGUCCUGUUCGAGUCCGGAAGCUUCCGCGACCGGCCGAACCAGCUGGCAGGAUUGGUGCUGACAGAGGAGCUGGCGGUACGCAAGGCGGUGUUUGACGACAAGUUUGAGAGGACUUUCAGACUCCAGGCCAAAAGGGUCACCCCAGGCCAGGUGAAGUUCGGCAAGGCUGCUCUGAGCAACAUGCUCGGGGGGAUAGGCUACUUUUUCGGCCAGUCCAUUGUGCAGUCGGCCUACAACGAGCACCCCUUGCUUUAUCCCGAAGGUGCCUUGUUCACUGCAGUGCCGUCACGUUCCUUCUUUCCCCGGGGCUUCCUGUGGGACGAAGGCUUCCACCAGCUCCUCCUUAGCAAGUGGGACCCACAGGGUACACGCGAGGCCGUAGCUCACUGGCUGGACCUGAUAAACGUCGAGGGCUGGAUCCCGCGGGAGCAGAUCCUGGGUGACGAGGCUCGCAGCAAGGUUCCCUCGGAAUUCAUGGUGCAGCGGAACGAGAAUGCCAACCCCCCGACUCUCUUCCUGGUCCUGGACAAGCUUGUGGGGCAGCUGGAGAGCCACCCGGACGCGCCGUCUUCUAGAGACACCCUGGCUUUCCUGCGCAAGCUGUACCCCAGACUCCAGACGUGGUUCGAAUGGUACAACACCACCCAGGCCGGGCCGCUGCCCAACUCGUACCGCUGGCGAGGCCGGGACACAGACACCAACCUGUUCCUCAACCCCAAGACCUUGACGUCCGGGCUGGAUGACUACCCGCGCGCCUCGCAUCCAUCCACGGAUGAGAGGCACGUGGACCUGUAUUGCUGGAUGGCACUGGCAUCCGGGACCAUGGCGAGUGUGGCGCGUCUGCUUGGCGAGCCCCGCCAGGAGUAUGAGCGCACCCACCUGACCCUCACAGACAACCGCCUCCUGAGUGAGCUGCACUGGUCCGAGCACCUCCGUGUGUUCUGCGACUACGGCAACCACACCCACACCGUUCAGCUUCAGCAGGAGAAGGUCUUCGUGCCCCCCGGACAGCCGAGGCACCAGUUCCCAGUGGCGCGGCUGGUGCGCGCAGUCCGCAAAGCCCCCAGGCUCCAGUUCGUGAAUGCGCUGGGCUACGUUAGCCUCUUCCCCUUCUUGCUUCACAUACUGACACCCGACUCUCCGACUGGACACAUCUUGCGGGAUAUCCGGGACCCCAACCGCCUGUGGACGUCCUACGGCCUGCGCUCACUUUCCCGUUCUGAUCCUCUUUACAUGAAGCGCAACACGGAACAUGAUGCCCCCUACUGGCGUGGCGCCAUAUGGAUCAACAUCAACUACUUGGCAAUAAGGGCGCUCCACCACUACAGCACCAAGGAGGGACCAUACCGGGACAUGGCCAUUGUCCUCUAUCAGGAGCUCAGGACUAACAUCAUCAAUAAUGUUUACAAACAGUAUCAGGACACUGGCUACAUCUGGGAACAGUACAAUGACAGUACUGGACGAGGGCAGGGUAGCCACCCCUUCACAGGCUGGUCUGCUCUGGUGGUGCUCAUAAUGGCCGAGGAGUACUGACUGACCUGCGGGUCCAGUGUUCUCAAAGAAUUCUACGUGCCAUUAUUAGUCUUGUCAACUGUCAUGUUAUUGACUAGUUUAACUACUAGUUUAACUACUUUAAUCUUGUCAAGUGAACUCGCAGUACACUGGAAAUCCAGAAGACUCGCUGAAAAACCAUUAGGGACGAUUUUUACAAUGAUGCAUCAAGGUAAUUUUAUAAGUCAGACUUUCUACAAACUGGACAUAUUGCAAAAGUUCCCUUUUAAAACCGGUUUAAUGUACAAAGUUUUUGUCCUCAGGUGUGAAUUGCCAUGGGUUUAAGUGUUCAAAAAAAACCAAACAAAAAAAACCCCACAGACUUAAUGUAACCAUACACAUACAGUGCUGUCAUGUUGUUCUAAAAAUUCAGGCGUGUUCUACACAAUAAAUGAGUACCUUCCUACAA
Molecule: messenger RNA, 3059 nt
Organism: Electrophorus electricus (electric eel)
Lineage: Eukaryota; Metazoa; Chordata; Actinopteri; Gymnotiformes; Gymnotidae
Gene: mogs
Product: mannosyl-oligosaccharide glucosidase
Biological process (GO): oligosaccharide metabolic process; protein N-linked glycosylation
Cellular component (GO): endoplasmic reticulum membrane
Molecular function (GO): Glc3Man9GlcNAc2 oligosaccharide glucosidase activity
Source: RefSeq, a predicted model, not a curated record